Molecule: messenger RNA, 1980 nt
Organism: Seminavis robusta
Lineage: Eukaryota; Bacillariophyta; Bacillariophyceae; Naviculales; Naviculaceae
Source: the annotation of a GenBank genome assembly
AUGGCGCUCUUGUUGGAGACGACACUGGGAGAUUUGGUGAUUGACUUGGACGUGGAAGGAUCUCCCAAACUGUGUGAGAAUGUGUUGGCAUUGGCAGAAGCCCGAUAUUACACGCAGACAUUGAUUUACAACAUUCAAGUCAAUCGCUUUUGUCAACUGGGCGAUCCCCACGGCGAUGGCACGGGAGGCGCCUGUUGGCAAGGCAUUAUGGAUGGCAAUGAUGUUACGCAAUCCAAGAAACGCUUUUUAAAAUCGCAAGGACGUCGAUUGACGGCGUCGGAAUGUCAAGAACGGGGACGCGUGGUGGCCACGGAAAUGAAGGGAAUUCCCGAUACCAUCGGCAGUCAAUUUCUCAUUACACUGGCGGAAGGACCGGGCAUGGCAUUGGAUGGAUACUCGGUGGUGGAAGACAACAACAAUAAGAAUGAAGCACACGAUACAUUCUUGUCGUUGGGACGAGUCACGGAAGAUGACGACAAUGUACUGCAGAAACUCUCGGCGUUGUACUGCGACGCCGAAGGACGGCCCUAUGUCGAUGUCAGGAUCAAGCGGGCGUUGGUGGUUCACAAUCCAUUUCGACAAGACGAUGAUGAUGAUCAAUCGACCGCAGCAGAACUCCGAAAACUCAUGAUCCGACGGGGCGUUCAAUUUGAUGAUCAAGAUAGAGUCACUGCCUCGCCCGACUAUGAGCGACCACCGGAAGAACGCGUCAAACCGAAUAUCGCGGCAGAUCAAGUGCAUCUCGUGGACGACGACGAUGACGAAGCACUGCAUCGGUUACAGCAACAACAAGCGCAAGAAUCCGAACAACACGAUGCCAAAUCACGGGCCGUCGUCUUGGAAAUGUUGGGCGAUUUGCCCGAUGCCGAUAUCACGGCACCGGACAAUGUCCUCUUUGUGUGCAAACUCAAUCCCGUCACGGAAGAUGAUGACUUGGAACUCAUCUUUAGUCGAUUCGAUCAAAAGGUCAAGGCAGAGAUUAUUCGUGACUUUGACACGGGAGCUUCCUUGCAAUAUGCCUUUAUCGAGUUUACCCAUAGGCGACAAGCCGAAGAAGCGUACUUUAAAAUGAACAAUGCAUUGGUCGACGACCGUCGCAUCAAGGUGGAUUUCAGUCAAUCUGUCGCCAAAAUAUGGGAUCGAUUCAAUCAAAAACUACGACCGACCGCUUUGCAACAUGGAGACUUUAAUAGUGGUGGUGGUGGGAGAGGAGGAGGAGGGCGUGGCGGGGGACGGCACCAUGACAAUGGAGGCAGAGGGGGGCGAGGAGGAAGAGGCAGAGGACGAGGAAGGGGCGGCUUUGAUCAGCAUCAUCGAGGAGGAGGACGGCAACAAGAUCGCCGUAACAGCAACAACAAUUAUCAGGGACAACGGCACCGCGAUCAUCAUCCUCUGCCACCGCCUCGGCGAGACUCCAGUGGCAGUGCACGAGCACGAGAAGGACGUCAUGGGCAUCAUGACAAUAAUAAUAACAGUCGCGGGAGGCGUCCCAGUGUCGACGAGUUUGGCAGGGCCCGCGGACCCACCAAUAAUGGACGCAGCAGUGUGUCACCACCGCCACAAGAGAGACGACACAGCCAUGGCAGUCAUCAUCAUCAUCAUCAUCGCCGUCGAAGUCCUAGUCGAAGUGUGAGUGAAUCGCCUCGGCGUCGUGAUAGUAGUAGCCGGCGGAGUCGAAGUCCCAGCUAUGAUCGAAAGAGCCGCAAGCAUCACAAGAGCAGCAGCCGCAAACACCACCACAAGAAAAAGAAGAGCAAAAAGCACGAUCGUCGCCAUCAUAGCAGUAGUAGACGAUACGACAGUGGUUCGGAGGAGGAUAGCGAUUCGAAACACCGCAGCAGCAGCAAGCGCAGCAGACAUGACAGUGACGACGAAGAUGACCGAAAACGUCGCCAUGACAGUGAUGAUAGCCGCAAACGGAAGCAUUCCAAACAUCAUCACAAACAUCACAAACGACGAAAACGAAGUCGCAGUCGAUAG